AUGGCGUCUCGCUUUCCGCCCCGAGAGCGAUCACCACAUCGGUAUAACGACCGCCGUCCCUCCGCUCCUCACGGCUCCUCGCAUAUCCCUUCUGGCCCUCGUGUUUCUGACGAUGUCAAUUCAACACCUCUGGGAAGGGAACCCCCUCGUGGUCCAAAAGCUCUAAUAGAUCCGCCAAGGGGUGCGCCCUUUGGCCCUUCCGGUCCUAGAGGAAGGGGCUUCCUAGCACGAGGCGAAUUUCGAGAUCGUGAGAGGGAUCAUGAUCCCCGGGAUCUGCGAGAUGGUCUCCCUCCAUUCAGACGGGAUAACGACAGAGACUGGUCCCGGAGAGACCGCGGUUUUGAUUUUAGAGAUGCCCGCGUUCCUUUUGGCCGUGGAAGAUCGAGGUCACCUCCACUACGGGACUUUCGCGAUUCUAGAGAACCUGGCCCUCGGGAUUCCGAUGCGCCAAGAAUGCGUCGCAACUCCAGAGAUGGGCCUGUCGGUUCCAUGAGUGGAGUCCAGGAUGCAUCUCCUCUUCGUGGCCCGUCUCUGCGAGGUCGAGGUCGUGGCGACCGUGAGCGGGGUAGGGGUCGGGGCUUUCUAGAUGAUCGCGACUCGUUCCGACGACGGAGCCGUUCGAGGGAUGCAUGGAGGGAUCGUGAACGUGAUCGCGACCGUGAACGUGAUCGCGACCGUGACCGCGAUAGAGAUAGGGACUUGGAACGCUCUGAUCGGUUCGAUAGGCGUGAAGAUGAUCGGCGAUCGGAACGAGAGGAUAGAGAAAGAGACCGGCCUUCUGAACGCUCAGACUUGUGGAAAAAAGAUAUGUUAUUAGCUAGGACCGAAUCCAAAAGUACAUCUGCAACAUUAGCGACCAUCCCACCUGCAUCGCCCACGCCAUCGUCGUCAUCUAUACUCAGUGCCAAAAGGACUGUCAUCCCCGAAAUCCAUGAUUCAAAUAGGAAAUCCGCAGUCCCCGCACAAAGUACGGGCGAUUCUCGGCAUGAGCCAGAUCGACAGGAACAUCCUACAAUUCGCUUAGACGCACCAAAGGACCGGCCAAUCUCACAAAGCUCUUCUCCCCCAUCUCCACCAGAAGUCCCUGCCUUCGGAUCUAUCAUUAGUCCCAAACCAGCGUCCGAUGAUUCUCCCUUUACCUCGUCCACCAAAUCCAGGCCAUUUGAUGAACUCUCCACUGCAGCAUCGACUACCGCAAAGCCAGAAAAGGAACACAUGGAUGUUUCCGCUUCGUUACCAACUGGGAUAUUACCGCCUACUGGACCAAGAGCUGAGAGGUCGGAGUUUGAACAUUCACACGACACCCGCGUCUCCCGUCCGCAUGGUCUGGAUACUCGAGGGAAAGCUGAGGUGCCACUGCGCCCUGCACGGCACUUUCCGUCCUCAUCUAGAUCUCCGACUAUUACUACGCGCGAUGGUCCUGGUUUCGCGAGUGCAUCUAGCGCAAGAGAUUCACUUCAAUCAUCGCUUCAGGCAGAUGCGAGGACUCAGGAAUUGCCUCUCGGGGUACGGGUUAGCCCCCGACCUAGCUCCUCAUCAGGAUCCCCGCCUACUUCACAAUCAAUGGGAAGAAGUAUUUCACUAUCCCGUAGGUCUGGUUCACCCCCUGUUCCGUCAGCCGCCCCAUUUAAGUCACCAGGACCGAAGACGUCUCCCGGAAUCUCUUUCGCAAGCGUACCCACGGGACCACGGGCUCUCCAGCGACCCAAUGCGCCAAGGAACGCCCCUAAAGUCAGUAACCAAUGGGUUCGCCCAGGGUAUUCAAAUCGUGGACCUUCGAUCAUGAAUUCAGUAUCACCUAUCAAACGUGACGUAUUUGACGACAAGGACAGAGGGUGGUCUUUUGGCGCGUCUGACCCUUAUAAACCUCACGAACUUGAGCGUUAUCCCCAUCGGGAAGAUUCCAAGUCGUCACCAGUUGCUGAGCGAACCGACCGUCCUCCGAGCCACGCUGAAAACAAUGUCGUCCGAGCAGCUGCGACCGUGUCUUCGGAAGAUCACGCACCACGUGCCUCAAUUUCGUCGAUAGCGGACCAAGUUGCUACUCCUCUCAUGUUUGGACAAUCCAGUGGUGAAGAAACAGACGAGGAAGACGACUUGGAUGAAGAAGACUUCAAUGAGGGAGAGAAGCGAUUUGCAAAGGAAAUGCAAGCGUUGACAUCCGAAAUGCCACCUCCAACCCUUCAUGAUCCCGUUAUAGUUGACUUACUGUUACAAAUUCAAAUGCUGGGUAUCAUAGCCGAGGGGGUUGCCCCAACCUAUAUGGACCUGCCAGAUGCAGCGAUUGAGGUCGAAAGGCCGGACCAACCUCCAGCUGUCAUUCCAGUGUCAGCAAAGGAGGCCCAAGGAAUUGAAAUCCCGCAGCCCUCGUCACCAGUGGCCCAGGCUCACACUGCCCCGUCUCUCGAAGUUCCAUCAGUCGAUAACCUUCCCUUCCUCCAAUCUGGGCCACCCACUCCGUUUUCUGACCUAGAGGCUUAUCAGGAAACGAUCCAGACGCAUGACCGGUUGAGAGAGGCUCUUCGCGGGGAGCUAGCCAAGCAGCGUAAAGAAAUAGCUCUCCAUCAUCAGGAGCUACGACGGGAGUAUGCUAAGUAUUAUAAGCCUUGGAGGAUUGCCGUGGAGGAACUAGAUCGCACGAGUAGACAAGAAAAGACAACCACCCCAGGUCCACCCACCCCGCCGUCGGCUACGGGAACGGCUACUACUCCAAGCACCACCGCCGAAGGACGAAGAGGUUACAAACUUAACAGCGAGCUUGACUUCCAAAAUGCGCUGAUCGCAUCUACCAUUACUGCGCGGGAAGAGCAAGCACGUCGACGCGAAAAAGAAGGGCCCGCAAGGCCGGAUACGUCUAAAGAAGCGCUUAUCCCAGAUAUGUUCGACGAACACGAGAAACAAGCCUUUAUCUUCAAGGAUACGAACCACACCGUAGACCCUUCUGCUGCAUAUGAAGUUUUCGCGUUCCACCCGACGCCGGACAAUUUCACCCCCGAGGAACAAAAGAUUUUUACGGAAGCAUUUUUAGAGCAUCCCAAAAAGUGGGGCAAAAUUGCGGAAUAUCUUCCAGGCCGGGACUUCCAGGCAUGCAUCAAUCAUUACUACUUCACAAAGCAGGAAUUCAAGUAUAAGGCCAAAUUGAACAGAAAAUAUGUUCGAAGACGUGGAAAAAGGGCUCCUGCUACCAGGAAUCCAAAAUCAAACGCCCUCAUGUCAGAUCUUGGUGUUCGGCCCGAAUACGAAGGUGAGGAAGUGGAAACUCCCGCUGUCACUGAUACUGGCCGACCUCGACGGGCGGCGGCCCCAACGUUCGGCGAAGCUGGUCCAGAGACAGAGAAUAACACACCUACGCCAAGCUCUGGGAAAAGAGGGAAUCACGGAAAGGAUCCCGCUGAGCCGGGAGUGGAGAAACCUCCCAGCAGACGUGGCGGAAGGGGAGGAGGCGGACGCGGUGGCAGGCGAGCAAAGGCACAGCAAUCUUCACUUGCGACUCCGAUUGCUUCAGCUCCUCCAAAAGUUGAACCAGAAGGGCCAGCAGAUGCAGUACCAGAAUUGCCGAUUGCGAAGGAGAAGAAAGAACAGAAGGAUAUCGCUGCCGAUGAGGUAGUUCCCCGAGCAAAAUCUACAAAGGCUCGCAGCAAGGAAACCGUUUAUGUUUUCGACGCUGCUGAACCCGAAGCUCCAGCAAAACCCGCCGAACCCAGAUCUGGUGCUCUCCAGCCCACUAGUUACUGGUCUGUACCGGAGCAACGAGAAUUUCCAGAUCUAAUCAGGCACUUCGGGAAAGAUUUUGAGGCUAUCUCCCAAUAUAUGAGGACCAAAACUCCUACAAUGGUCAAAAACUACUUCCAGAGACGUGUUGAUUCUGGCCAAACAUUGUUGGAGGAGUACGCUGAGAUGGCUGAGGCGAAGAAGUUGAGUGGAGAACCGCCAGGUCCGCUACCAAUUCCAAAUAUCCCUCCUAAACGGCGAUACGAAGCUACACCAUCUUCUGUCGCUCCACGCCCCCUCGCACCAAACACUGAAGCUACGGAGCCAGCAGAUGCAUCGCUGGCCCCCAAACCAAAGGUCCCGGCAGUCCCUCUAGCUGCGGCACACCAACCAGCCACUCAAUCUCGGCCGCAAGCCGAUAGGGAUCAGUCUCAGCCUAGGUUUUAUCCUCUUGCGCAAGCGACAGCUGCCUCUGGGGUUCCCGUACCACCCGUGAACGACGAAUUGCAACCGCGUUCCAUUCGUCCCCAGCCGCACCAACCCCAGCGCAAUCAGCAAGGCCCUCGAGUCGGAUAUUUCAGUGACGAACGACGAGAUGGGCGCCACCUAAUGCCUAUCCCCCCGGUGCUCACCGUGCAGUCUCAGGAGUCCCAAAGCCAGAAGCAGCAGCCGAAUACGGCCCCCAUGCAAAGUCAUGGUGGAGGUUCCGCCUUACAUGCCCAAAAUUUGUCUCGUAGCGAUUUGCUGCCCCAGCCUCAAGAGGCUCAAGAGGUGCUACGGUAUCAGUCACUAGCGCAGCCGGCGUUAUACUUUCAAAACCCAGUACCUUCAGCAGUCCCAGACAAAACAGCCCGAUCACCCCGGUAG
This is a messenger RNA of Blastomyces dermatitidis ER-3, 4578 nucleotides long. RefSeq lists its product as uncharacterized. Lineage: Eukaryota; Fungi; Ascomycota; Eurotiomycetes; Onygenales; Ajellomycetaceae. The transcript is spliced from 2 exons. The record is from RefSeq and is a predicted model, not a curated record. Gene Ontology annotation, biological process: regulation of transcription by RNA polymerase II. Bases 1 to 4578 code for a protein of 1525 amino acids. Gene Ontology annotation, cellular component: Set3 complex.